UGCGCUGGAGCUGCGCUGCACACAGCGGCUCGGGGAGGGCAGGAAAGCCACUCUGCUCGGACCAGCCUCGGGAGCCAAGCCAUCCCUUUGAACUUUGUCACACGGCCCACAACCAGCAACAAGGGAGGCUGGGAAAAGCAGUUACUCUUAACAGUCAGAUCUUCCAGUGAGCCUCGGGCUUUGGGAACUGAAGAGGUCCGUAAAUGUUUUGAAUCAGUCCAAGUGUGUCUGAAAAACCCACCCAGCAUUCCAAUGGCCAGCAACAAUACCGCCAGCAUAGCACAAGCCAGGAAACUGGUAGAACAGCUGAAGAUGGAAGCCAACAUCGAUAGGAUAAAGGUGUCCAAGGCAGCUGCAGACUUGAUGGCCUACUGCGAAGCGCAUGCCAAGGAAGAUCCCCUCCUGACACCUGUCCCGGCUUCAGAGAACCCAUUUAGGGAGAAGAAGUUUUUCUGUGCUAUCCUUUAAGUCUUCAAGGGGAGUCUGAGGAGCCUCAGGGCUCCAGGGACACUGAUGUAGAGUUUUUAGCAGAGUGGGCGCCUUUCUCGUCCACAGCAUUUAAAGAGAGGGAGGUGAACCAUCCUGGAAACUCCAGGCUAUGCAUGUUUAAAGAACCGGUCCCCUUUAUGAGAAUGAAAGCUGAUCCACACCCUGAGUUAAGAGAUCUCAAUGUCUGCAGAACUGCCUGGAGGAGGGGAAAAUGUAAAGAUAAAAAUCGGUGUCAUUUCUUUCCUGCUGUCCCUCCCCAAACCUUAUGUUUCUGCUUCAUAUUUAAAAAAUAAAAAUUAAAACAGACAGCUGUGCUGAGCUCAGAUAUGUCUGACCUUGGAAUGAAUAUUGCCUUUAGAACACCCUUUGACAAGCUGAGUUGUCCAGUGUAGCCGGUUCGGUUCAAUGGCAUUGAUGUUUCGUCUUUGUGCCUUUCUUUUUCUUUUUCCCUUCUGCCCUCCCCCUCCUCCCACCCCUUCCCAGGAAUAAAGAGAUAAGGCUGGACUUGUCUGUAAGACUGAACUCCCAGGAUGAGCACCCAAAGGUUUUAGGUCGAUGUUCCCUGUGGUUUAUCCUCUUGGUAAUAACAAACAAAAAUGCCGGUUGUCUGUGUUCUUUUAUCACUAUUCCUAACAUUUGUACAUGAUAGCUUUGAUUCUGCAAGUAAAAGUAAAUCAUGUGUUGUGACUGGUGCUUUCAUAUAUUUGUGACAAUUUUUGAGUAAUACUGCAUGAAAAUGUCCCCAUAUUACAUCCAUUCAGAAGUUUUGUUGUACUAUAAAGUUGGGAAAAAAAGAAUGAGAGAAAUGAAGCUGGAAAGGAAAACAAACUCAGUAUCUUGAAAACUGAAAUGACUCCAGAGCCUUAGCCAUGCCUAAAAUACCUCCUACUUAACAGUGGCACCUGCACCUCUUCAUCGUAUUUUCCAGAAUCCAAAGCAUUUUGGUUUUAUCCAGGAUCCAGGGCAGCACAGGUUGCACCAAGUGACAGAGGCAAGGAUUCACCCUGAGCUGGGAAGUGCUUUUGUCACAGAGUCAGAGCAAAUUCCAUUGUUUCCUGAAUGACAGGAAUUCUAGAUUGAAAGAAGGCUUUCUGUGUUCUUAACAAGAAAAAAUGUGGCCCUCAUAUGCUCAAGUAUCAGGAGAAAUAAACCCAUGACUCCAGACUCCACCCUCAGAAUCCUGGCUGUUCACCAGCCAGGGAGAAGGGGCGGUGUUGUGCCCCUGACCCCCACCAACCCCCUACCCCCACCCAGGAGUUCCACCAGAAAGGGUUCUGGCUCAUUGUGCCACUGACUGACAUGGCCUUUGUUUUUCACUCACCAACAUUUUCAAAAGAAUCUUUUCUUUGUUUUUGUUCUCCACUUUGUUUGAGUCUCUCUGCCUUCAUUUACCACUUCCUUGCAGCUUAAGCUCUCUCUUCCCAAGAGAUGAUGUUGAAAGUGAUUUUUCCUUGUGACUUCAGCCUCCACCAAUAAUGGCAGAGCCGGAGAGUCUUUCUCACUUUGUUCUGUGUCCUUCCCAGACAGAUGGGGGCUCUCUUACAACUCCUUGCUUGCCUUGAAAUCCCAGAAGACCAUUUCCAAAUUAAUUUUUAUUCUCUCUUUCCAUUCUCUUCCUCCCAUUUAAAAUUAAAAAAAAAAAAAAGAGGAUGGAGAGGAAGGAAAAAAGAAGAUAAAAAGACAAUAUGCCAAGGACAGAUUUUGAAAUUGACUUGAUAAAUAUUUUCCUUAACUCCUUGUAUGGGCCUGAGGGUAAGAGAAAAAAAUACAUCCAAUUAAAACUCCUGCCUGGGAAGAGAAUACUGAGACAUUGUGAAAUGUAUGAAUGUACUUCUAUAACCAGAAACUUCUGCUCAAGCCUUGGGAUUUUGUUACAGUCAGUAGGACGCUGAUGAAGAUUUAGAGGGGAAAAACCCUGGCAGAGUAUUUAUUACACUACAGAAUUGCACCAAUGGCUUAGUAAUAAUGUGGAAUCAGCUAAAACCCAACCACAUUUUUUAAAUGAGCUAAAAUAUGAAUCGAGUAUGUGGUCACAUAAAAACAACUGUGAAUAAAGCACUCUUUGGUGGUGUUAAGGCAUCAUCCUAAGACCCUGAUGCUUUUCAUAAUCUGCAUCAUUUAUUUUGCUCAUAAGGAUUCUUUAUAUUUUCAUGUGAAUCUAGAUCUUUGGAGCAAUUAAAACUUUUAGGAAUACAGCUCUUGUAAUUAAAAGUUAAGGAAAUUCCAAACUGCAUGUGACCUUGUUUAUGAAAAGAGAAAGCAAGAAAAUACACAGACCAUCUGAAAUUAAGUUUAAGAAAUAUGUUUGACUUUUUCAUAAUUUCAUGUCCAACAGUAUGGAAUUAUAACCCCAGAGUUUUUACAUGAGUUUUGACUUACUGAUAUUUUUACUUGUUAAAGGGGAAAUAAUUUUUUGAUUAGUUAUGCCCUAAAGAGUUUUAAUUCUUUUAGAAAUUUAACAAUCAUUUUCACCAGCAUAAUUUUAUCUUAAGGGGUAACUAAUAGGAAAACUUAGCUUAAUUAUUCAAGGCCCUAAUUUAUGUUUAUAAUAUAUUGGAUGGUAAUAAAACCUGCCAUGGAAUUCGUUAAACAGUAUGAAUAACCGUCAUAUUUAGAACACAAACUUUAUUAAGGGAAAAAAACAAUCUUGCAUCAUCCCCAAUAUAAAAUUUGCUUUCUUUUUUUUUUCUUUCAAUUUUAAACCAAGUGCUAUUUAAUUCAAAUCAGAGGUUGUGAAUAAGUACUUUGAACUGAGGCUAGUUUUGCUAAUAAUAUUUGAAAGAGAUUGCUUAAGGAAAAAUUCAAAACCAUUUCCCCAUACACUCAUAUUCACAAAAGGAAUUUAAGAAAUCAAGCAUGCUGUCUUAGAGGAUUUUUCGUACUUCUUUUUUGUUUGUUUGUUUUAAUAUCUGCUUCUCGCUGCUUCUGGCAAUGGUGAAUUGUUACAUAUACAUUAACGUUUUCCCAGCCCAAGACUUGUUCAUAUUUUUCCUAUAUAAGAUCUGUGGAGUGGAGUGUAUCUUUCAAAGAGAGGGAAAUACAGAAAUGUUAAAACAGAAAAACCUGAAUGCGAUGUGUACAUUUUCAUCCCACAUGGACAAUGUAUUUGUUUUAAUAAAUGGAAUUUUCAGAUUCA
Messenger RNA from Phacochoerus africanus (Common warthog), 3625 nucleotides. It is a transcript of the gene GNG2, whose product is annotated as G protein subunit gamma 2. NCBI's taxonomy places the organism in Eukaryota, Metazoa, Chordata, Mammalia, Artiodactyla, Suidae. The record is from RefSeq and is a predicted model, not a curated record. Gene Ontology annotation, molecular function: G-protein beta-subunit binding. The transcript has 6 exons. Gene Ontology annotation, biological process: G protein-coupled receptor signaling pathway. Gene Ontology annotation, cellular component: heterotrimeric G-protein complex. Bases 253 to 468 code for a protein of 71 amino acids.